CUAAAAACACUGACCACGAUGGGCCGAUACACUAGCCUACUGGCAAUGGAGGAGUGAGGAAACUUCGCCUGUCAAAAGUGCAGAUUCAACAUUAUCUUUUGUACUGUGCCAAGUCCAAUGAUCAACACCGCCUUUGUAAAUGAUCGCACAGCAAUUCGUGCACAGAGCAGUAGAGUGCACGGAGGCUGACGAUCGGGAGAGAGAAAGAGUGUCUUCGUAGAAUAGAACAAGUCCUAGCUUGUUUUUGGGGGCGCGAUUGUUGCCACUAUGUCCGGGAAUCACACAUUUGUGAGUCCCUUCCACAGACCCCGCUGUUUGGCCGCAGCCGCGCCAGCGGGGAAAGCCAAACUCACCCACCCGGGCAAAGCCAUUCUAGCAGGUGGUAUUGCUGGAGGAAUAGAGAUCUGUAUUACAUUCCCUACAGAGUAUGUGAAGACUCAGCUGCAGCUGGAUGAGAAGGCCAACCCUCCCAGAUAUAAAGGCAUUGUUGACUGUGUGAAGCAGACAGUAGACGGUCAUGGGGUGAGGGGUCUGUACAGAGGGCUCAGCUCACUGCUCUAUGGCUCCAUACCCAAAGCAGCUGUCAGGUUUGGUAUGUUUGAGUUCCUCAGUAAUAAGAUGCGUGAUGAGAAUGGGAAGCUGGACAGUACCCGGGGUCUUUUCUGUGGUCUGGGGGCAGGAAUGGCUGAGGCUGUGGUGGUGGUCUGCCCCAUGGAGACGGUCAAGGUAAAGUUCAUCCAUGACCAGUCGUCAGCCAACCCAAAGUACCGGGGAUUUUUCCAUGGAGUCGGGGAGAUCAUCAGAACCGAAGGCCUGAGGGGGACGUACCAGGGUCUGACAGCCACGGUACUGAAACAGGGAUCCAACCAGGCCAUCCGCUUCUACGUUAUGACCUCUCUAAGGAACUGGUACAAAGGUGAUGACCCUAACAAGGCCAUUAACCCUCUGGUCACGGGAGCAUUCGGAGCCUUCGCUGGAGCUGUCAGUGUGUUUGGAAACACUCCUCUUGAUGUCAUCAAAACCAGGAUGCAGGGUCUGGAGGCUCACAAGUACAAAAGCACCCUGGACUGUGCCGUCAAGAUCAUGAAGCAUGAGGGACCUAAAGCGUUCUAUAAGGGUACAGUCCCCAGGCUGGGCAGGGUGUGUAUGGACGUAGCUAUCGUCUUCAUCAUCUAUGAGGAGGUGGUGAAAGUCCUCAACAAAGUCUGGAAGACGGACUAAGACCACAUUUGUGUGACGACCAGCGGAGCAGGGAACGGCCGGGAAGGCCUGUUGACAUCAUAACUAUGGCCUGAUUCCAAACCCAAUCCUUUUGCUCUUUCCUUAGGUUUACCAUGACUAGCAACCUCCUCACAGAUCUGACACGACUCUGUAUUUCAUUCCAGAAAGUUGUUCUCUGUCCCCUACCCUUGUUUACUUUUAUGGUUGAGUGCACUUCACCUAGGGUGCUAUAGGAUCCUAUCAGGGACACUACUAUCAUAUUGGUUAUACCUACUGUCUUUGAUCUUCUUAAGAUCCGCAAGAGGGAUUUAGCAAGGGCACAGGGGGUAGGGUGAGGGAUUGGGCCUACGUGACUGAAAUAUGGGAACACUGUCAUUCCAGAGAAGUGUCGUAGACGGACGGUGCUUCAGUUCACUAAUGGCUAUUGUUAUCAUCUUAUGUUAUACGUUAACAUACUUGACUUAAUCAAAAAUGAAAUGAUACUUAUAAAACCCCAAAUAAUGUGAUGUAGAUCAACAGAAAACACUUGAAAUGACAGAGGAGGAUCUCAGAGGCUUUUAACUUCAAGGGCCACGGUGUACAUUUAACAGGAAAUGGUAUUACCCGGUGAAAUGGGUCUGGUAGAGACCAUUGUUUUCCCCUAAUAGCAGUAUAACAGACAUGUCUGUUUGUUCACGGGUCAUAUGAGUCUUAUUGUCCAGGUUUAAUGCAGGUCUGAAAUGUUUUAGCUGCUUUACAUACCUGAGUGCUAUUACGUCACAAUGCCUUAUAGAUUGUUAUAUUCAGAGAUGCUAUUAUGGGUGCGUUUGUAAAUUUGUCAGUUAUUCUGUUCUGUGGCACAUUCAGACCAGAGUGCUCUGAAAUCGGAGUAGAUGUGCGUUAGUCAGAGUGAAUUUACAAUCUACUCCGAUUUCAGAGCACUCUGGUCUGAAUGUGCCACAGAACAGAAUAACUGACAAAUUUACAAACGCACCCUAUAUGUAGUAACCAUAAUUGUUGUGACCAUAGAAUUAGAACUCGGUGUUUAAUUGCUAUUCAUUCUACUAAUUCUGUAGUGGUGAAUAGCCUGUUUUUGUCAAAUACAGAGAUGUACAUGUCAUACAGUAUACUCAGACAUUCUGCAGAAUGCACCAACACCUUUUAAAGUUAAUUCCAUAAAAACAAUGACCAAGAUUGAGAUGGUGAUGAACGUUGCAAUUGCAAAUGUGAAACAUCAGAAAUAUUUACAUAAUGAUUGUUUAUUGGGGGGGUUGAUUGUUGUAUGAAAGUGCCUGCAAGUGUAUCUCAUGAUUGUUUUAGAAAUCUGGUAUAAGAUGUCUAGUGUUACUAAUGUCUAUAGUUGAAUGUCUUAUCUGGGUCAGUUCUUAAUUACUGUCAUAUGAUACAAUAACUGAAUAGUUUUUAUUUAAUAUAGACAGUAACACAGUGCAAUGAGGCCUUGCUGAGAUGUUUUUAUUGGCAAAUAUGAUUAGAUCUACUGGUACUGGUUGACAGUAUAGCUCACCAGACACUAUCAUAAUGCAGCCUUGAGUAAUUCAAUGUGAUGAUCUUGUCUCGUAAUGUUCCCUGUCAGUUAUAGAGUAUGUAUAAAUGUCUUUGAUUUAUGAUUACAAAUUUCCUUGGUAGUGUGGAGGGGGUGGGGACACUGAUUUUUAUUUAAAAUGACUAGAUUUAUCUUCAGGGCGGCUCCAGGCACAAGCAGCAUAAACUCAGUCCAGCUGUCAAUUUACUGUUGAGAAUAUACACAAGGUGCAAGUUUGAAAUUUGGUUGUGCAUCAACAAUUUUUCUAUUAUGUCAGUCACUAGCUAUGUUUCCAAUUGGCGACAGAUUUUCAUGUGAAUAUUCUAGAAUCUGCAUAAAUAAAAUAUGGUCAUUUUGGACGGAAAGAAAUCAGUGUGAUGACGUAGUGCACACAAAAUGUACCUUUUCACUUAAGUUUUCGUGUACCGAAUAAAACGUUUUGUUUCCAUAGCA
Molecule: messenger RNA, 3196 nt
Organism: Oncorhynchus kisutch (coho salmon)
Lineage: Eukaryota; Metazoa; Chordata; Actinopteri; Salmoniformes; Salmonidae
Product: tricarboxylate transport protein B, mitochondrial
Exons: 9
Coding region: 268-1221 (317 amino acids)
Biological process (GO): mitochondrial citrate transmembrane transport
Cellular component (GO): mitochondrion
Molecular function (GO): citrate secondary active transmembrane transporter activity
Source: RefSeq, a predicted model, not a curated record